AUGGCCCCCCACGCGCUUGUCGCUACCAAGCAUGCACGCGCCAAGCACGUCGGCGGCAUGCGCCACAGCUCGGUGACGGCCCCGUCCGCACCAGCGUUCUCGCUCUGCAACGCCGCCUUGGCCGUGCUGACCAUCGAAGGGCUCUACCUCUCGGGCAUGGCGCUCGAUCCAACAAUCGACCGCUCCACCAUGCCACCCGAGCCACCGAAAGCGCGCACCCGCCACCCGCGACCAGCCAAGGCACAUAGCAUGGUGCGCCGCAAGCGUCCCGUGGACCUCAAGGCCAACCGCACGCUGAGCCAGCCCCGGUAG
Saprolegnia parasitica CBS 223.65 is the source of this 312-nucleotide messenger RNA. RefSeq lists its product as hypothetical. The record is from RefSeq and is a predicted model, not a curated record. The transcript is spliced from 2 exons. The coding region runs from base 1 to 312 and encodes 103 amino acids. Lineage: Eukaryota; Oomycota; Saprolegniomycetes; Saprolegniales; Saprolegniaceae.